This is a messenger RNA of Schistosoma turkestanicum, 732 nucleotides long. NCBI's taxonomy places the organism in Eukaryota, Metazoa, Platyhelminthes, Trematoda, Strigeidida, Schistosomatidae. The record is from the annotation of a GenBank genome assembly.
CGUUGACCUUGAAGCCAAUCACAAAACUUGGUGACCUUGUCCCAGCCAGUAUGUUAUACUUAAGAGAUGAUUACUUGAUUUAUAUGUUAAGCUGCGGACCGUCAAGACCACAUCCUUGUCCCGAACUCACUUCCAUACGUCGAUUAUAAGAGGCAUUUUAAUUAGUGUAAGGAAUUAGGUUUACGACUUGGAAUUUUCAUCAGGUGGCGUCAGUUAUGAUGCCAGAAUGCUGUUUGAUUAUAUGCUUCUGUACUGAGCAACGAGAAUUUAUCUUGAAUUCUUUUGGAUCGUUCAUAAAUUAAUCCCAUUUGUGAUACUUUGUCUUCUUCGUAAAUUUUUCGGACAUUAUCUAGGUCCUAAUGAAUUAUCAGAAGUUUUGCGGUCUUCUGUAUUUUCGAUAUCUUCGUUCGAAAUCAAAAGCACUCUUCGGAAAACGUCUCAUCACCCAAGCGGCUAUGACACCUGGAAAGCUUGAUACUCCUGACCAUGGAAAAAAUCAAAAGAAUAUGGUUGCAAAUCCAGAUAUGUCCGAACAUUUUCCAGAUGAUGUAAAUCCUGAAAGCGGAGAAAGGGGAGGACCUCGUGGCCCCGAGCCAACGCGAUAUGGUGACUGGGAACGCAAAGGACGUUGCAUUGACUUUUAGUAAUAGUGAAAUGUGUCCACACCAAUGUUCAUAGUAAUCUCCCCCACGAAAUAUAUUUUGACCAAAUAAAUGUUUGUCACAAUCUUUA